This is a messenger RNA of Austrofundulus limnaeus, 1133 nucleotides long. RefSeq names its product NudC domain containing 2 (gene nudcd2). The transcript is spliced from 4 exons. The coding region runs from base 113 to 586 and encodes 157 amino acids. NCBI's taxonomy places the organism in Eukaryota, Metazoa, Chordata, Actinopteri, Cyprinodontiformes, Rivulidae. Gene Ontology annotation, cellular component: cytoplasm. The record is from RefSeq and is a predicted model, not a curated record. Gene Ontology annotation, biological process: protein folding.
AGGAAGACGUGAAGUUUGUUUUUCGGAUGGAAAAGCUAGAGCAAGACUGUGGGGAGUUAAAAUUAUCAUUGAAAUAAGCAUUUAACGGUGUGAGGCGGUGUGAAGCCGCAGCAUGUCGGUACAUUUUGAGGAGAGGAGCGGCGUGGUUCCGUGUAAGACCCCCUGGGGCUCCUGGUACCAGACCAUGGAGGAGGUCUUCAUCGAAGUCAACGUGCCUCACGGAACGUCUGCUAAAGAGGUUAAAUGUCAUUUAGGAACCAGAGACAUCGACCUGAAUGUCAAAGGAAAGGAAAUAUUUAAGGGAAAGCUAUUUGACACAACCGUGUCUGAUGAAGCUACAUGGACACUUGAGGAUAAAUGUCUGAUUCGCAUCGUUCUAAUGAAGACCAACAGAGAAGCAGGAAACUGCUGGUCCUCCCUGCUGGAGGGGGAAUACUGCGCCAACGCCUGGGUCCAGGACCAGAUGCAGAGAAAACUCACUCUGGAGAGAUUCCAACGAGAGAAUCCUGGAUUUGACUUCAGUGGUGCAGAAAUAUCUGGGAAUUUUGCUGGUGGAGGUCCAGAUUUUUCUAAUUUACAAAAGUGACUUUUUGGUAUAAUCUGAAAAUCUGAUCCACUGAGGUCUUAAGCAACCAGAACUACAAGGACGUAGAUUUUCUCUGGAUUAUCUGAGCCURAAAGGACUUUAUUUUUAAAGCCUUGUUUGGUGAGUUUGAAGCCUCAUUAUUCCACAGAAAGAAGAUCUGUUCUUAAGUUGUGGAGAUGUUUUGCCUUUUAUUAUAUAUAAAAAACAACAAUUAUAGCUUUUCAAUAAAGUUUUAUUGAAAGGUGCAAGUACAUUCACGUAUCUGUGUUUGARGGUUGUAAAGCCAAGAACAUGUUUCAUCUCUAGUGAAACUAACUACACGGGGAAACUGGAAAAGAAAAAUGGCGGACAAAUUCCAACCCACAUUUCCACGGCAGCUGCAACUUUUAUUAAACUAAAACCAGUUCAAGCKUGUAGCAGGUCAACCAGAUAAAACCUCAGUCGCUGCUGAUUUCAGCUCUAAUAAUGAUGUUUUAGCUACAGGUGACAGAUUUGUCACUAGUUUCACUUCACUGGCUCAAACCAGAAAUCCCUCGCCGCAUCAAAA